UUUCCAUCCCGUCCUUGUUCAUCCAUGAUUCCACCGUCACAGAUUCCAAAUGCUUCUACACGAUUCCACUUCUCCUCAAUUUCCCAAUGCAUUCCGCGAUUCAUCGCUUUCCACUUCACGGCCACCGCCCUUCUCUUCCUCCUCACCCCCGCCGCUGCCCAAAUAUCCUACUCCGACCGCUGCGGCGACGUCCUACCGGAUCAGCCCUUGCUUCCGGGCGAUAAUGCCCCGCUCCUCAACCCUAGGUUCCUCUCUCUCCGCCACGUCCACCUCGAUUGCAAAACAACCGACUGCAGGAGGGCUGAAAUCCCCGCCUCCCUAACCUUCUCCUCCCACAAGGCGUACCGCACCGCCGACGAAGCUGUCUUCAAAAUUGAAGCUGUAUUGAGCCUCAACGACGUCGGCCGCUCCCGCAAUUUCACGCGCCGCGGGCUGCGCCUUGUGCAUUUUCGCCCGCCGCGGAUUCCGUUGCCUCCAGGUAAUUCGUGGAAUUCCGUCACAUUUUCGUUGAAAGGGUUUUGGGAUUCGGUGUCGGGGAAGCUAUGUAUGGUCGGCUCUGGUUUCGGGAAACUCAGGUACAACCAUGUUGUUUUGAAGCUUGAUUACUUGAAUUCCUCCAAUAUUUUCACUAGUUUAGUUAACGGAACUUUGGAGAAUGUGAAUGUGAGCGACACAAGUGGUUUUAACCUCAAGCCGGUGUCGAUAUUGGGUGUGAACUUGAGGAAUUAUAAGUACGAGUUGAUUGAUACACAGAGCCAGAGAAAUGUGUUCUCGCGGUUGGAUGAUUUGGCUAAUGUUUCUUUAGCAGUGAAGGAUUUGGGGCAGAAGGUGUGUGCCUAUGUUGUGUCUGCUGGAUUUGUUGAGCUGGAGUAUGAAAAGGACUGCAAAACUGGGAAUUGCAAUUUUCUUGGGAGAGCAAAUGGUGGUCUUCUGCCGAGUGUUAUGUACUUCAACGAAAUAGAGUGUUUGGGGGAUGGUAGGGUGAGGUUCUUGUUGGGGUUUGGGGAUUCGGGGCAUAAUGGAAAUGGGCUGCCUUUUGAACCAAAUGUGACUUUGGUUACGGAGGGGAGAUGGGAUUGGAAGAGAAAGAGGCUUAACAUGGUUGGUUGCCGUAUUUUUAGUGAUGGGGACGAGGGCUUUGUUGGGGAAUGUUUGAUCAGGGUAAGUUUGAGAUUUCCAGCUCGGUGGACUUUGAGGGAGCGGAGCCCUGUUGUUGGUGAGUUGUGGAGUACUAGGAGUUCCAAUGAGUCUGGUUAUUUUGGCAGGGUUACCUUGUCAAGUAUAAAGAAUAGGCAUAUCAGGGUGGCACAGCUGAGAUAUGAGUAUACAGAGAUUGAGAAGACGAGGGGACGUUGUGCAAAUAAAACAAUGAUGCAGAAAGAGCUGGGGAGGAAGUACCCUAAUGCAUUAUCAUCUGAUAUGAGAUUUGACAUGGUUGCCGGAAAUCGGAGAGUGAAGGAUCUAUGGGGUUACUCUUCUCCACUUUAUGUAGCUAAUACACCCUAUCAGGUAUCUUCCGUGUUUGGGAGAGGAUCCCGUCAAGCAAAGCAAAACAUUAGUGAUGCAAUUACUAACGUCAGCUAUGUACUGACUGUUAUAUCUUCUCACUCUUUCAAGCUCAGCAAUGAACAUAUGCAAAUAAAAUCAUUUGAUAUUUCUGCUGAAGGGACAUAUGACACCGAAAGGGGGCACCUAUGCAUGACUGGAUGCAUGCAUGUCGGGCCUCCUAAAGCAAGAGUAGGGCGAAAUUCAUCGUUGGAUUGUGAGAUUCUGGUCGACAUACAGUAUGCUACGCUUAAUGCAAGAGCUGCAGGUGUUGUGAGGGGAACCAUUGAAAGCACGCGAGAAAAGUCUGACCAACUUUACUUUGAAACGUUUGAAAUAUUUUCACAUUCAGUUUAUGAAGGACAAGCAAAAGAAUCCAUAUGGAGAAUGGAUCUGGAGAUCACAAUGGUUUUGAUUUCCAACACGCUUUCAUGUAUCUUCAUUGGUCUGCAACUAUUGCAUGUUAAGAGGCAUGCUGAUGUCCUGCCCUUUAUUUCUGUGGUAAUGCUUAUUGUGCUCACCUUAGGGCAUUUGAUCCCAUUGCUCUUGAAUUUUGAAGCUCUCUUCACAACGAGCCGCAACAAUAAGAAUGUUUACUUUGGUAGUGAUGGAUGGGUGGAAGUUCACGAAGUGUUGGUGAGGGUAAUAACGAUGAUAGCUUUCCUACUCGAAUUUCGUCUCCUCCAAAUGACCUGGUCUUCUUCAAGAUCUGGUGAUGGAAGCCAAAAAGACCAAUGGAUAUCUGACAAGAAAGUUGUUUAUCUGUGUUUGCCAUUGUAUAUUACUGGUGCUUUAGUUGCUUGGUUCGUCCACCUAUUAAGAAAGUCAGUUUUGAGGAGACAAUCUGUUUGGGGUGACCUCAAAUCAUACGCUGGUUUGAUGUUGGAUGGCUUCCUGCUGCCUCAAAUUCUGUUCAAUGUAUUCUCUGAUUCUAAGGAGAAGGCUCUUGCCCCGUCUUUCUACGUAGGAACUACAUUUGUUCGCUUACUUCCACAUGCAUAUGACCUUUACAGGUCCCGUAGCUCUAAUUGGUCGUUGAGUUACAUCUACGCAAAUCCAAGAAUGGACUACUACUCGACUGCCUGGGAUAUUGUCAUAUCAGUUGGUGGUCUUGUAUUUGCUGUUAUAAUCUACUUGCAGCAGCGCUAUGGCGGCCAAUGCCUUGUACCAAAUCGAUCCACAUAUCAGAAAAUCCCGGUGGUUUCUCCAUAGAUUAUUUGUUUGGGAAGGUAUCAUAUACUGUACAGCUACUGUUAUCAUAUACUUUGUUGGCUGUCGUAGAAUUGGGUGCAGCUCGUAGCUUGCUCUAAACUCGUUCUCAUAUUAAUACACGCUGAACAGGCCUCGUAUUCUUUGAGAUUAUAAAUGUGAUGUUAUGAAUCUCAUUUAAAACGUAAAUCAUCUUUCUCAUAAA
This is a messenger RNA of Salvia hispanica, 2959 nucleotides long. RefSeq names its product DUF2921 family protein, putative (DUF2921). Lineage: Eukaryota; Viridiplantae; Streptophyta; Magnoliopsida; Lamiales; Lamiaceae. The record is from RefSeq and is a predicted model, not a curated record. Gene Ontology annotation, cellular component: intracellular membrane-bounded organelle.